This is a messenger RNA of Mycena indigotica, 657 nucleotides long. RefSeq lists its product as uncharacterized. Lineage: Eukaryota; Fungi; Basidiomycota; Agaricomycetes; Agaricales; Mycenaceae. The record is from RefSeq and is a predicted model, not a curated record. Bases 1 to 657 code for a protein of 218 amino acids. The transcript has 3 exons.
AUGACUCUGGCAGUCCCAGCACUCAUCGGUGCGGACGGAAAAUACAGAGUUCAUAUUGUUGGGAACUCUGGUAAGCUCGCCAAGAGAUUUACGGGGUUCUUGAACGUCUUUUUUUCGACACAGAGCACUACUGGUCGAAAACUGGCAGAAAUCCUUGGUGUUCCCUUCAUCUCUCUCGACACGCUUCAUUGGAACCCUGGUUGGAAAGCUUCUACUGGACCAGAGUUCCAUGAAAAGGUCCAAAACGCCCUCAACGCCGCUCCGGAAGGCUGGGUAGUGGAUGGAAACUAUUCUAGUAAAUUGGGCGAUUUAGUCGAUACCAACGCGACGGACAGGAUCUGGCUUGACCCACCCCUCCUGCAAUACCUCCCUCGUAUUAUCCUGCGAACUCUACGCCGCUUACUUCGCCUAGGAGAGCCUUGCAGCCCUGGCUGCAACGAGAGGUUCACCGAAGUGUUUUUCUCCAGAGACAGCAUUAUCUGGUGGUGUAUCACCCACCACUCGGUGGUCCGAAAGCGAGAAACCUUGAAUUUUGCGAAGAUGGGACUUGGUGUUGGAAGUGACUUAACGGGUCGCAAAAUGCGCCGCAUCGGAGGAUGGGGGAAAGAGUUGGAACAGUGGCUUGGGGCUGUUAGGCACCUAGUUCGAAGCAAAUGA